Messenger RNA from Rhinopithecus roxellana (golden snub-nosed monkey), 670 nucleotides. RefSeq lists its product as uncharacterized. The coding region runs from base 8 to 238 and encodes 76 amino acids. The transcript has 3 exons. NCBI's taxonomy places the organism in Eukaryota, Metazoa, Chordata, Mammalia, Primates, Cercopithecidae. The record is from RefSeq and is a predicted model, not a curated record.
GCGGGACAUGGGGGAGCUUGCAGCAUCAGCGAAUCAUGGACUCUCACCCUGCUACCCAAACAGAAAACGGAGCCCUGGAGACUUGAACAGAAGAAAAAUGCUGGUACAUUUUUACCCCAGGAGGCACAGUCACCCCAGAGCCACACAGCAAUGGAUAUUUAAGAAUAAGACUCUGCAGGAAGAUCAAGGAGUAAUAAAAAGAGCCGAAUAUCUGCAGCUGCCAAGACCUCAGCUCUAAUUCUAGAUUUGCAGCCCAUGGCUGCACAAUAGGCACAAGAAUGAACCUACGUCACCACCAAGGAAAGUGGCACAGCUGAGCUGUACCCACGUCUGACUCCAAGGGACCAGCUUUUGACAGCUAUUCACAUCAUCUGGUUUCUGUGAGUCCCAAUUCACACAUGGAAAACGGACGAAUACUAUCUGCUUCAUCAGGCAUUCCUGGGAACCUAGAGGAAACACUAGUCAAUAUCACUUACUUAGCAUACUGGAGUUAUCUUUCCAUUUUCUUAAUUCAAGAACCUUGCUUUUUUUGCCAAUUAUCUUAGUAGUUUUUCAAUGAUCUCUCUGCAAAAGCAAUAUAUUUUGUAGCCUUAUCUUUUGCAGAAAUCACCUUAUAAAUUGUUUGAUGUACAAUUAAACAAAAAACUUUAUUUCUGCAUUGCUCAAAGAA